CCAGGAUAUGCGACGAUGAAGCGCCCUAUACGCAGUUUGCGGGUCGGACAACUCGAUCACCUCGUUGACACAUUCUUCUUCUGUCCCUCCUGCACAACAGUGCGCCUAGCUCAACCUUCGCGACCCUGUGUUCCGAAAUCGCUUCCCUCCAAACCCACUCGCAGAUGCGCCUCAACACUCAGCUCAAGAACAGCUGUGAAUGCUGUUAAGAACAUACCUACACGCUAUCAGGGUCUCUACAAGGCACUCGGCGACGUUCAAAAGAAUGCUUCGGCCCAAGUCAACCUGAGUAGGUUACGGCUUGCUCUUCAGGGCCUAGAGUCGGAAACCCCCACAACUCGUGUAGCAGUUUUGGGGCUUGAUACACAAGAAACUGCGCGGAGACUAGUCCGACUUCUUCUAGCCGAUGCCUUGGUUGAUGAAAGUCAAUGGGAGAAAGAAUUGACAAGCAAUAUACAAGAGCUUGGGCCAGACGUGGUCAUUCGUUAUGGCGAUUCUCCCAGUCCUAACCUACAACCCUCGAAGUCGGCUGUGCCAGUCCUUUAUAUCCCCUCAAACGUGCUAGAGAUCAACAAUAUCGAAAUUCUUGUUUCAUCCAUCAAUUCACUCCGAAACGGCGAGCUCUUGCAUGGCUCUGAGACCAUCACAUCAGAUGCAUUCCUAUCGCCGUCAGUAGGAACCCCCACGUCAGCAUAUGGACGCCAAACGACGAUCGGCCAACCCGUACAUAGCACGCUGCUUGUCGCUAAUGGACUGGACGAUCUCCUAGCCUGUGCAGAGCUCCUUGCUUCUACAAAUUUUGUGGCGAGAGAAGAUCGUGAAUCAGUGAGGAUCGUCGUCAAUCUCCAGGACCUCAAAGAGGGUUCUCAAGCUAAAGUCCUCAUUGUGGACGCGCUGCAGGCUGAAGAAGGCCUUUCGGCAAUCCGCCGUUCUGUGCGUGAAGCAACCACGUACGAGCAUAAAUGGGUUAAUUCAGGACUUCCAGCACUGUCUGACUGGUUAACCCAAUCCUCAGCUCUGCAUAGCAAUAAGUCAAUGCCACCUUCGAUAAGGUCCUUAACAUCUUCUAUUCUUUCAAAUGCGGCGCGAAAUCUCGAGACUCAAGCAAAAGUUGAUGCACAAUCUGACACAGCAAAGCGUUUGAGCACCGCUGCGCAAACUAACUUGGAGGCUAGCAUUGAUGAAUUCUCACGAAAUGGCCAUCAGGAAUUACAAUCGGGAUUAGGCUCGGCAUGGAGCUCUCGUAAUUGGCGCAAGCUGGCGUGGUACAAGCUUUUCUGGAGAGUGGACGACGUUGGAUUGAUCAUUGCUGACCUGGUCAGCAACGCGUGGCUACCCAAAACCGAAAGAGCCGUGUAUGAGUUAUCAGGUCGGCUGUCGCAAGUUGGAAUAACUCCGGUUGAAGCUUCGCCGCCCAUCACCAGCUCUGAAGUCCUCCACGAAUCCGAUGCAGUGGCGACUAGUCCAGCUACGCCGGGAACGAUACUACAAGCCCAAGCAACUUUGGCCAGUGAUGGUCCACUGGAGGCGGUGCUGGAAAACACCAGGGGGACCACCAGCGUUAGAAUGAUACCCAUGAGACAACCAUCGCCUCUAUCCCUCUCCAUCUCGCGGUCUCGUGCGCUGCAGAUGGACGCGGCGAUCGCGGACCUGACGUCGACCGCUCAGCAAAUUGUGCUCAAGUUCCUUUCAAUCAGUGGUCUGUCAGCAGGGCUGUCGACGCUUGCAUAUCUCAGCCUGACACCGGGAAGCGUCUAUGAGGCGGGCACCAUCUUUGCGCUUGGGACCGCGUACGCGCUCUGGCGAAUGCAAGGCGAUUGGUACAAGGCCACCAAGGCCCUGGAAGACCGCCUCCUCGAUCAAGGACGCACGGUCAUUCAGCACAUUGUGGCAAGGAUGAGAGAAUUGGUCAAGAAUGCGGCCACUGUCCAAGUGGACCAGGUUGAGCUCCAGACUCGCCUCGAUGCCGAAGCCGCCGUGAAACGAGCAAGAGAAGAACUCGAUCAGCUAGAUUAAAGCCGCAUUGGCUGUAGCUACUCGCGAUGGCUGAGUCGUUGUAUAUCAAUUGUGCGCUCGUACGAAUAAAAGUCAUCUUACAGCUCCAAAACUAGCAGCGUCUUCCAUAUACAUCCGCGAGUACCUUCAGAGGUCUCAUAAUGUUCAUCAAUUGAUGGGACGCUCCGGGCUGUCAAUGGCCACUAUAUUAUUGACCUACUGUGGUAGGUCUAUCAGUUUGGGAUUGACUUGAGCUUUUAUUGGGACGUGUACCCUACUAUUCUUCGAAAU
Molecule: messenger RNA, 2286 nt
Organism: Exophiala mesophila
Lineage: Eukaryota; Fungi; Ascomycota; Eurotiomycetes; Chaetothyriales; Herpotrichiellaceae
Exons: 1
Coding region: 16-2016 (666 amino acids)
Source: RefSeq, a predicted model, not a curated record